AUGACCGUCGUCACCUUUGCAUAUAUUGCGAUGUCAGCAUCUCUAACGCUCAUGGUGCCAUACUACCAGGUGCACCCUACGGCCGCUUUCUCAGACGCAUUUGCACUUAGAGGUUCCAGUCUGGCCAAAUUUGCAGUAUCAGUCGGAGCACUUUGUGGGAUGAUGACUAGUCUGGUUGGAGGUAUGUUCGCAUUGCCUCGGUGUGUAUUUGCAAUGGCUGAAGAUGGUCUAUUGUUCGAUUCAUUAUCCCAUGUGAAUGGCAAGACCCAGGUGCCAAUAAACGCGGUGCUCGUGUUCGGCUCGAUGACAGCAAUUAUUGCAUUACUGUUCGACAUCACAACGCUGGUUGAAUUUCUUUCUAUAGGCACCCUUCUUGCCUAUUCAAUCGUCUCAGCUUGCGUGAUUAUACUUCGCUACCAACCAGCUCGUUAUCAAGAAGAUGGCGGAUUCGAUAAUGGUAGGCUUGAAGUCUUCAAUUAG
Molecule: messenger RNA, 480 nt
Organism: Cylicostephanus goldi
Lineage: Eukaryota; Metazoa; Nematoda; Chromadorea; Rhabditida; Strongylidae
Source: the annotation of a GenBank genome assembly